AUGCACGUUACAAUCCAACUCGGAUUUCGAUAUAUAUGGGUUGAUCAACUGUGUAUCGACCAGACAAAUGCUCAAGACAUGAGCUGUCAGUUGGGUCAGAUGAAUACUAUUUAUAACCAAGCGAGUAUCACCAUAAUAGCUGCUGCCGGGGAGAGUUCAUCGUAUGAUUUACCUGGUGUCGGGCAACGUUCUCGUACGAUUCCAAAUAACUUCACCCUCAACGGAACGACAUGGAGAUACAAGCCCAUGUCGUUCAAAAGUCACGUGGGCGCUUCAAAAUGGUCAACAAGGGGGUGGACGUACCAAGAAGCAGUCUUCUCACGCAGGUGCGUCAUCUUUGCUGAUGACCAGGUCUUCUACCAAUGUGGAUGCAUGACUUGCGCCGAGGAAUUGAUACAAGACUUUGCAAUUUGCGAACGUACAGUUUUCCCCAUAUUUGAGCGGAUCUUAUACAAAGACUCAGACAUAGGCACAUAUUUACCAAGGAGUUGGAGGUUCAUGACAAACUUGGAGGCAUACUCCAAGCGUGAACUUACCUACGACUCCGACGUGUUGAGGGCAAUGGGGGGUGUUUUUGGCUUCUAUGCCCAACUAGAACCAUCAGUAGAACAAUACUGGGGUCUACCACUACGAUGGGUUGGCUGUCAACUCUCCAACCUGGAUGAGAAAAAUGUUUACUAUGCUGCAAAAUCGAAGCAUAAUGAUGUCGUGGGUGCUAUCCUCUGGGCAAUGCUAUGGGAGCCAGCGUGGAGUGAUAUCCACAUUCUAAAGACUGGUUUUGUCAGGAGGAAUGGUUUUCCGACAUGGUCAUGGUCCGGCUGGAAGGUCGGAGUAAGAUGGAACUUCUUGGAGAAUGUCGAACAUCUGGAAAAGAGCUUUACAGCGCCCCUAUUUGUGGAAACAACAGCAGGAGGACUUUUGGAACUAAACGACGCGCUUGCACGGUCGCUCACUUCCGGUCAAUCCUACGCGAGUUUGGGAUUGACCUAUAUCUUGAGAAUAACGGUCAAGGUUUUCGAUGUCCCUUUCAUUGAACUCGCGCCCUACAGGCCUACGACAAGCUGGGCAAAGAGCGACUCGUUUCCUGCCAGACGCAAAGGCCAGCACUGGGUCACCAUGGAAGACCACUCCCUCGAAGGGAAGUGGACUCAUUUUGUUGUUCAAAAGAACAUCGAGACUUCUGAGAGAGGACUGGUCUGGUCCUUGGAUCUCACACAUGGCGGUGCAGCCACUAGCUCCGACCUUGUCUUCGACACCGACACCAACGUUAAUCCCAUGACACUCCGAUGUAUAGUCAUCAGUUACGACUACGGGAUGAUUGUACAGUGUAGCAGUGGCAUCUCUAAGCGAGUCGGGUUGUUGCGCUUUGAAGGAGAGUUCUUCGAGGAUGGUCGAAUAAAUACUGACGAAUACGGCCACCACGAUGAUAGCGUGAAAUGGCCAUGGACUGACUCUGUGCAGAGCAAAGACUUUAGAGACCACUUUCCAGGUGUUGAGCGGACUGUACGUUUAGGCUAG
Messenger RNA from Fusarium mangiferae, 1518 nucleotides. RefSeq lists its product as uncharacterized. Lineage: Eukaryota; Fungi; Ascomycota; Sordariomycetes; Hypocreales; Nectriaceae. Bases 1 to 1518 code for a protein of 505 amino acids. The record is from RefSeq and is a predicted model, not a curated record. The transcript is spliced from 2 exons.